Molecule: messenger RNA, 1110 nt
Organism: Malassezia sympodialis ATCC 42132
Lineage: Eukaryota; Fungi; Basidiomycota; Malasseziomycetes; Malasseziales; Malasseziaceae
Gene: GAL10
Product: bifunctional UDP-glucose 4-epimerase/aldose 1-epimerase
Biological process (GO): galactose metabolic process
Cellular component (GO): cytosol
Molecular function (GO): UDP-glucose 4-epimerase activity
Source: RefSeq, a predicted model, not a curated record
AUGACUGACAAGAAGCGCGUGCUGAUUCCUGGUGGUGCCGGCUACAUCGGCAGCCAUGUGGCCUUGACGGUGCUGAACACGCGAAAGUUCCGCGUUACGGUGCUGGACAACUUCCACAACUCGAAGCCCGAGGCGAUCCGUCGCAUUGAGCGCCUUGCGCGCGAGGCGCUCCCGGCCGACGCGAGCGAGGAGGACCGCCGCGACUGCGAGAUUGAGCUCGUGCAGGCGGACCUGCGCGACGCCGCGGCGGUGGAGCGCGUGUUCGCGGAGCGCCCGAAGGACGACCCGAUUUACGCGGUCAUCCUCAUCGGCGCGCUCAAGGCGGUCGGCGAGUCGGCGGAGAUCCCGAUCGACUACUACAGCGUGAACGUCGGCGGCCUGCUGAACCUGCUGCAGGCCAUGGACAAGCACGACGCCAAGCGCCUCGUGUACAGCUCGUCGGCGACCGUGUACGGCGCGCCGACGACGAUUCCCAUCCCCGAGUCGACGCCGAUGGACCCCCAGAGCCCGUACGGCCGCUCGAAGCAGAUCGACGAGAUGAUCAUCCGCGACGUGUGUGCGUCUGACCCGACGUGGCGUGCCAUCUCGCUGCGCUACUUCAACCCGGCCGGCGCGCACCCGUCCGGCACGAUGGGCGAGGACCCGCGCGGCAAGCCGGGCAACCUGCUGCCGCUGCUGGCGCAGAUGGCCGUCGGCAAGUACCGCGAGCCGGGUCUGAAGGUGUUUGGCAACGACUACCCGACGCGCGACGGCACCUGCCUGCGCGACUACAUCCACAUCCUGGACCUGGCUGACGGCCACCUGCACGCGAUGGUCGCGCUGGACGACGACAGCAAGUUCGCCUCUUCGACGACCGGCAAGUUCCGUGCCUUCAACCUCGGCAAGGGCGUCGGCAUGAGCGUGCUGCAGAUGAUCGCGGCCAUGCGCCAGGUGACGGGCUACGAGUACCCGUACGAGAUUGUCGGCCGCCGCCCCGGCGAUGUGCCGGACCUGACCGCCGACCCGACGCUCGCGGAGCGCGAGCUCGGCUUCAAGGCCACGCGCUCGCUCGACGACAUGUGCCGCGACCUGUGGAACUGGCAGAAGCACAAUCCGAAUGGCUACGAUUAG